Gossypium raimondii (Peruvian cotton) is the source of this 2276-nucleotide messenger RNA. Its product is annotated as ABC transporter G family member 14. Gene Ontology annotation, cellular component: membrane. The record is from RefSeq and is a predicted model, not a curated record. NCBI's taxonomy places the organism in Eukaryota, Viridiplantae, Streptophyta, Magnoliopsida, Malvales, Malvaceae. Gene Ontology annotation, molecular function: ATP binding; ABC-type transporter activity; ATP hydrolysis activity. Bases 185 to 2146 code for a protein of 653 amino acids. The transcript is spliced from 5 exons.
CCCCUCUCUCUCGCUCUCCCUCCCUCCUACAAUAUAUUUAUAUGCUCUCUAGUGCACACUUUGGGAAGCUCAGUUAAAAGGAACUUGUUAGCUAGCUUCUCUCCAUUCCCCACCACACCAGCACCAGCACCAGCACCAGCACUAUCCACCAAUACCAAACAUAUAGCAUCACUUCAUUUUAGCCAUGCCUCUCAACUGCGUAGCACCAAAACCCGAACAUGCCUGCAAUGGACGAGUGGAGUCAGAGACGUCUAAAUCCCAGAAAAAGGCUGCCCUUGCGUUCCCAAUACAACACAAUUCCCAGCCUCCACCCAGACUCACCUUGUUUCAUAUAACUUUGAAGUUUGAGGAGGUAGUGUACAAGGUGAAGUUGGAGGAGAAAGGAACAUGCUGGGGUUCAUGGAUCACCCGAGAAAAGACCGUACUCAAUGGUAUAACAGGAGUGGUUUGCCCUGGAGAAAUACUAGCAAUGUUAGGUCCAUCAGGAAGUGGUAAAACCACCCUCCUCACCGCUCUUGGGGGCCGUCUGACUGGCAAACUAUCAGGAAAGAUAACAUACAAUGGGCAACCUUUUUCUGGUGCCCUAAAACGAAGAACUGGAUUCGUGGCUCAGGAUGAUGUUUUAUACCCCCAUCUCACGGUGACGGAGACCCUUUUAUUCACAGCACUGCUGAGGCUACCCAACAGCUUGACCCGAGACGAGAAAGCCCAACAUGUGGAGAGAGUUAUCGCUGAGCUGGGACUGACCAGGUGUCGAAACAACAUGAUUGGGGGGCCGCUUUUCAGAGGAAUAUCGGGUGGGGAAAAGAAGAGGGUUAGCAUUGGCCAGGAAAUGUUAAUAAACCCGAGCUUACUUUUACUAGAUGAGCCCACCUCGGGUUUGGACUCAACCACAGCACAACGGAUCCUCACCACAAUCAAAGGCCUUGCUAGUGGAGGCCGAACUGUUGUCACCACCAUUCAUCAACCGUCUAGUCGACUGUAUCACAUGUUUGACAAGGUGGUUUUGCUCUCGGAGGGUUGCCCAAUCUACUACGGUUCAGCAGCUUCAGCCUUGGAUUAUUUUUCCUCCAUUGGCUUCUCCACAUCCAUCACUGUCAACCCAGCUGAUCUCUUGCUUGAUCUUGCAAACGGAAUCGGUCCUGAUUUCAUGAACUCAGUGGAGCAAGUUGAGAGUACGGAAGAAGAACAGAAAUCCGUAAAGGAUGCUCUUCUCUCUGCUUACGAAAAAAACAUUUCCACAAAGCUGAAAGCUGAGCUUUGCAAUUUGGAUGUCAAUAACUUCGUCAAUACAAAAGAAGCAUCAGCAAGAUAUGAGAAGUCAGAACAGUGGUGCACAAGCCGGUGGUAUCAGUUCAAGGUGCUGCUUCAAAGGGGGGUUAGAGAAAGGAGAUAUGAAGCCUUCAACAGGCUAAGAAUUUUCCAAGUGAUCAGUGUGGCAGUACUUGGUGGACUACUAUGGUGGCACACCCCAGCUUCUCACAUCUCCGACCGCAUUGCACUGCUGUUUUUCUUCUCGGUCUUCUGGGGAUUCUAUCCACUCUACAAUGCGGUAUUCACAUUCCCUCAAGAACGAACAAUGCUAAUCAAGGAACGCUCUUCCGGAAUGUAUCGCCUUUCAUCCUACUUCCUCGCCAGAACCUUCGGUGACCUUCCACUUGAGCUUGCCCUCCCCACAGCUUUCGUAUUCAUAAUCUAUUGGAUGGGUGGCCUAAAACCAGACCCUCUCACCUUCAUCCUCUCUCUGCUAAUCGUGCUUUACAGUGUCCUCGUCUCUCAAAGUCUGGGCCUAGCCAUUGGGGCCAUUCUCAUGGACAUCAAACAAGCCACCACCUUAGCUUCCGUCACCACACUUGUUUUCCUCAUAGCCGGGGGAUACUACGUUCAACAAAUCCCUUCCUUCAUAUUGUGGCUUAAAUACCUGAGCUACAGCUACUACUGUUACAAGCUUCUGCUAGGGGUUCAGUACAAUGAGGAUGAUGUUUACGAGUGUGGGACGGGAGGAUUGUGUAGGGUUGGGGAUUUACCUGCCAUCAAAUCUAUGGGAUUGAACCAUUUGUGGAUUGAUGUGGCCAUUAUGGCACUCAUGCUGCUAGGCUACCGACUCCUCGCUUACAUGGCUCUUCACCGAGUGCGGUUGAGGUAAAAAAAUAAUUUAUAUGUAGCAGCAAAGGUGAAUAAUUUUUAGAUUAAUUUUGAAGGAAAUUAUGUAUCAACUUUUUUGUUUGUCAUAGUUGUUAGAUAAUAUACUACUAACUCACAUGUUCUUGUCCUAA